Molecule: messenger RNA, 1005 nt
Organism: Neofelis nebulosa (Clouded leopard)
Lineage: Eukaryota; Metazoa; Chordata; Mammalia; Carnivora; Felidae
Source: RefSeq, a predicted model, not a curated record
CCAGGCUCUGCCAGCGUCCGGGGAUGAGGGGUGUCAGGGAGCUGCGGCCGCAGAGCUGGUUUCUGGACUGCGGAGGAAAUGGGGGCGGCGGAAUGGGCGUGUGUGCACACCCAUGGGGGUGUGUGCAUGUGUGGGAUUGUACAUGCGUGUAGGUGCACUGUCUUGUGUGUGUGUGUGUGUGUGUGUGUGCGCGCACGUGUGCGAUUUCAGAGCCUCCGUGGCCGCGGGACUCCAGGCUGGCCUGGCUCGAGCGAGCUGCAAGUCCAGAUGGCCCCAUCAACGGGUUUGCAUUCUGGGCUAGAAAGCUGGGUAUGUGUGCCCGAGGGAUCCUUCCUGCAGGUGUGCACGGGGUGUGAGUGCCAUUGUGUGUAUGAGACAGAGGCUGGGAGGCAAGUGCCUGAGGCCCAAGUGUGUGUGUAUGGGGUGGAGGGGUCUUUCACCCCAAUGUGGGCCUGUGGCCUCAGGUAUAGAAUGAGAGUGUGUCCCUGCAUGGGUGUGUAUCACCCCGCGUGUGACUGGGGUUGCUGGUGGAGACGUGCCGGCAUUCUCCACCCCUCAGGACGCUGGCGCCCCCUUCUGGGCGCCCUGCUCUGUGUGUUCGAAUGUGGCCUGCCUGUGAGUGAGCUCACAGUUCGACUGUGUAGUAUGGGGCCUGGGUCCGGAGCUCCGGCUGGGGAGGAAGAUGGUCUGCGGAAGGGCUGCACCCGGACCCCUGGGGCCUUCACGGAGGAGGUGGCUUGGGAGCGCGUGGUUCCCAGGCUCAGGCUUCCCGCUGACGCCUCCGGGGCGGCAGCGGGCUCCCCCCACCCCCACCCCGCCCCAGGAAUGUUCUGCACUCUAGCUCGCCUCCCCAAGGGCAGGCCCCUGGGGGUUGCCACAGCCCCGCCUCCCCUCCCGGGAGCCCGGGAGGGGGCGAUGCGGGCAGGACGCCUGGGUUCCUCCCUCCCUCCCAUCCCAGGGAGAAAUUCCUCCGAGGUCCCCUCAGGCUCUGGGUUCCCAAAAUAA